Sarcophilus harrisii (Tasmanian devil) is the source of this 4131-nucleotide messenger RNA. RefSeq names its product 5-hydroxytryptamine receptor 1E (gene HTR1E). Bases 1270 to 2367 code for a protein of 365 amino acids. Gene Ontology annotation, cellular component: dendrite; plasma membrane. The transcript has 3 exons. Gene Ontology annotation, biological process: chemical synaptic transmission; G protein-coupled receptor signaling pathway, coupled to cyclic nucleotide second messenger. Gene Ontology annotation, molecular function: G protein-coupled serotonin receptor activity; neurotransmitter receptor activity. Lineage: Eukaryota; Metazoa; Chordata; Mammalia; Dasyuromorphia; Dasyuridae. The record is from RefSeq and is a predicted model, not a curated record.
UCUGCAGUCCCGCGGUCGGGAAGAUGAAGAGUAGAGGAAGCCAAUUCAUCUAUCCCCAUCUCUGUCCCUAACCCCUCUCCUUAUAUUUACCCUUAUCCUAGGUCCUAUCAGUGGCCCCGCCUGCCCCCUUUAGGACUUAUACAGUGGAAAUCGCUGCCCUCUAGUGUCGGCACCUGGGAGCCGGGGAGAGCGCCCACCGCUCAAGAGUUUUUUUGGGGAGGAGGAGGUUCCCCCUUUUUCAGCCUCAAAACUGGAGGAGAUUGAGUAACCCUGAAGCUCAGAUCUCUGGUUCUCUUCCACUGUCUUCUGGGACCUUCUUAUUCCCUCCACCCCUUUCUCCCUUUCUAACUGUCUGGACCAGUAUCAGGUUGAGCUCUGAAUUGCCACUACCUGCGAGGUGGGUUUAAAGGACUCCUUCUCUCUGACCUCCUCCCCUUCCUUCUCCUUCUCAACAGUACCACACUAAGAACCAGGAGGAGACUUGCAGGAGCCUAUUCCCCUGUUGCCUGGGGUGUUCCGCUCACUGCUGAGUAUUCUCAGUUGGGAAGGAUUGGGAAGGGUGUGUGUGGGGAGGGGAGAGGGAGGUAGGGUCCCUGUGUGUGUGUGUGUGUGUGUGUGUGUGUGUGUGUGUGCGUCUGCCCCCGUCCUUCCCUUCCCUCUAGUCCAGAGAUUACUGUAUUCUAGGAGCUAGACAGAAGAGAAGGCAUUGGGUCGACAGGCAGGAGUUGUGAGAAGCGGAGCUUUUCCUCUCUCUCUUUUUAUAGAGGAGAAAAGGGAACGAAAGAGAACAGCUGGAGCGAGUCUUCGGGAGCCCUCCCCGCCCCACUAUCCUUGCGGCAGCUGGCUAAGCGCUCACCAUGCAGCCAGGAACUAACUGAAGACACGGUGGGAUUCGGAGCCCGCUGGUCCUUCAGGUCUUUUUUGGCUUAAAGAAUUGGCUGCCUACAGUGAACAGGUCAACUGUAAAGUCUCAAAAUCUUCACUUUCCUUUGUGCUUUUAAAAGCACAGCCUCUGAACAAGCUUGUUGUGUUCUUCCCAGGCAGCAUUGUUUUUUAAAACUUCAACUAGUUCUAAUCAAGGAAACUUGCAUUCCGGAAAAGCUUUGGGUUCCUUUCUCAUAACCAGUGAAAAUGGCAUUUAAAGGAAAACAUGUGAGGAAUACUUAAACCCUCUUUAUGGCUCAGAUGUGUUGAGGUCUGAACGAUCAACUAGAAAAGAGAACUUCCAAAUUUCCUGUAGUAGCUCCUGGGAGAAGAAAGAUUUAAAAAAUGAAUUUCACAAACUGUACAACAGAAGCCAGUGUGGCUAUUAAAUCUAAAUCAAUAACAGAGAAGAUGCUUAUUUCUAUGACUCUGGUGAUAAUCACUGCCAUGACUACACUCCUGAACUCAGCUGUAAUUAUUGCAAUCUGCACCACUAAGAAGCUCCAUCAGCCCGCAAACUACCUAAUCUGUUCUCUGGCUGUGACAGACCUCCUGGUUGCCAUUCUCGUCAUGCCCUUGAGCAUCACCUACAUUGUCAUGGACACCUGGACCUUGGGUUACUUUAUCUGUGAGGUUUGGCUGAGUGUAGACAUGACUUGCUGCACCUGUUCAAUCCUCCACCUGUGUGUGAUUGCCUUGGAUCGGUACUGGGCGAUCACCAAUGCUAUCGAAUAUGCCAGGAAAAGAACAGCAAAGAGGGCUGGGAUGAUGAUACUCACCGUGUGGACCAUCUCCGUUUUCAUUUCCAUGCCCCCGUUGUUCUGGAGAAGCCAUCGACUUCUCAGCCCUCCACCCAGCCAGUGCACCAUCCAGCACGACCACGUGAUCUACACCAUUUACUCCACCCUGGGGGCUUUUUACAUCCCCUUGACUUUGAUCCUAAUUCUCUAUUACCGGAUCUACCAUGCGGCCAAAAGUCUUUACCAGAAGCGCGGCUCCAGCCGCCAUCUGAGCAACAGGAGCACCGAUAGUCAGAACUCUUUUGCAAGCUGCAAGCUGACCCAGACCUUCUGCGUAUCUGACUUCUCCACUUCUGAUCCAACGACAGAAUUUGACAAAAUCAACAUCUCAGUCAGAAUACCUCCCAUCGACAAUGACCUGGAUCAAACCGGAGACCGCCAACAGAUCUCCAGCACCAGGGAACGGAAGGCUGCUCGCAUUCUGGGACUGAUACUGGGGGCAUUCAUUUUGUCCUGGCUGCCAUUUUUCAUCAAGGAGCUCAUUGUAGGCUUGAGUAUUUAUACUGUGUCAUCUGAAGUGGCCGACUUUUUGACGUGGCUUGGUUAUGUGAACUCCCUCAUCAACCCUUUACUUUACACGAGUUUUAAUGAGGAUUUUAAACUGGCCUUUAAACGGCUUGUCCGGUGCCGGGAACAUUCCUAGAAAGGUAGAAAAUAAAGGGUCUUUAGACAGUCCUGUAAAAUGCACAACAGAUAUUAAACUGGUGAACUCUUAAAGAUAGUUUAUAGAUUGUGGGAAUGGGGAAAGGUAUGCAACAUGGUGUUGUGUGUGGUCCUUUGCUCUCCCUUUUAGUGGUCCUGACAUUCAGUAAGAUGUUUUCUACCUCCAGUGUUAUGUAAGAUGUGUAAUUCAAGUCAGAUUUAUGACACAAAAAUAUAAACAUUAACAGAAGUAACAAAAAGAAAAAUAAUGCAUUAUUUAUUUUAGCAGUUCCAAUUACUCCUGUAAUCAGUAAAUGAGAAAAUUCCUUUUGUUCAUAGGAAUUUUUUUUUGGUGGAUUCUUUUGUCUGUUUAUGGAUAAAUUAAUGUCUCACUAUUUGCCCUUAAGUGGCAUAAAACUUGACCUUGUAUAUUUGUGUGCAUACAGAUCCAUGCAGAGACUGUAUGAUUGUAUAUAAAGAAUAGAGAGCAAUCACUGUCCUGUUAACCCCCUGCUUGCAUCCCUGUGCUGAAAGCAUUCAUCAUGGCACGACUAAAUAGCACAUCUACUGAAGAAUCAAGAACCCUUAUUUCCCACAGUCCAUUAAAAAAUAAACCAGCUCAAGUUUCAAAAAGAACCCAGAAUGAUCUGGGGAUCUUGUGUAAGUUGUUUAUUGUGAGUAUAAUAUAUAAACAAAUGAGAAACAAAAAAAAAAAUGUCUUCCAUUUGGUACAUUUGCUUCUGGAGAUGUUUCUGUUGUUGGGCCUUAAAGGUGAGAGGUAAGGUUUCAGGAUUUUCUAGCUGGAAAGGACAGAUCUCAGAGAUCUAGACUGACUCCCCCAAUUUGUGAAUGAGGAAAGAGGGGUUCAGAAAAUUUAAGUGAUUUACUAAAGGUCACAGAGCUAAUGUAUGUCAGAGGCCUAUUGGUGUAAUUAGGAGACUUCCCGGAAGAAAUAGAGAAGCUAAUCAAUAUUGAAUGCAAUAGGCUCUUUAAUCUGGCACAUUUAAAAAAUAGCAAAAAAAAAUUAAAAAGAAAAAGAAACAAUUUAACUAGAGAUACCCAAAGGAGCAUGGAAGGGAAGGAAAGAAUAACAUGGACAGGGAUACUGUCAUUAUUUAAACCCCAAAUUGGGAAACAGCCAGUAACUCCAAAGCUAAAAGUGAACCAGCCUUAAACUAGGGCAGUAUUUAAAACCUGUAAAGUGGUAGGGAAGAACAGGAUAGGUAAAUAACCAGAGAAGACACCAGGCUAAAGCAAAAUAAGGGAGUUUCUAAGGCUUUGUGAAAAUUUCCAUCCAUGGCUUGGUAUAUUGUUACUUUUAAUUUCACCUGUUUGGUGGAUGGAACUCCUGGGUAGCUCUAGGAAGAUGAUUAAGGCCAGGUGUUGUAAAGGUUCUGUUUAUGGAUGUCUGGUUGGUUUUCUACCUUUGAUAUGAUCGGCAUGGUAGCCACAAUUAGCUGCAAGUUUCUAACUGGGAAGUGUGUAGGCCAGGCAGUUUAAGAUAUGAAAAUGGGAUUUCAGAAAAAGUCAGAGCAUUAUGAUAUAGACAGGAGGAGAAUAUUUGAAGGUGGCAGAAGCCAGACACUGCAAAGGCCCUAGAAACUUUUUCUGAAUAGUCUGAGAGAGUAUCUAAUAUUCCCAUAACUAGAUCAUAUCCUAGGAACACUAAAAUUUCUAAUCAUAUUGAAAGUUGAGCGUUAUAGUUCUGCAUAGAGAAAAUCCUAAAAAUACACACAAGUGUAUAUAUAUAAUAUACAUAUAUAUA